AUGGAGUCUCUCAUCAUUCUUCCUUUUUUGUUUCCACACACAGACCUGCAGAGGGAGCUCAGCACUAACAAACAGCGAGCCACUGCAGCUGUGCAACUCCUCAGUGAGGAGAAAUCAAAGCCGAGGAUCCAGCAGAGUGCCGCCGCAUGUGCUGUUAACAACACAGACAGAAUGCUGUCGGAUGAAUGGGGCAUUCAGCACCGCCCUUUACAAACUUAUUGCACCGGUCAUCAUUUCAUCCCUGACAACUACAAUCCCCAGUUCCUGCCUCCCAGUAGUUCAGUGAUAUCUGAUGUCUUCCAGCUGGUGCCUUUUAAACCACCAGGAAACGACAGCAGAAUGGCACUCAGCAACUCUGGUUCUGCGGCUCAGAAACCUGCUGAGACGGCUGAUGUUUUCCUCCAGACGCCAUUUGGAAAAAGGCAGGAAACCAGCAAAGCUGCUCCCACUGAUGUGCACAUAUUUAAGCCCAGUGCACGGCAGCUCCACAACAGCAAGCAGCACCCCCUCAAUGCCUGGGCAGCUCCUCUGCACACAGAGACUCCUCUGCUCCAGCAACCCAUGGCGGUGCACCGGGUCGUCUCCAGGGUUGGUCAGCAGGCCGCUGUGGGCUCCGUGGCAGUGGGGCCUCUGCGUUCUUGGACUAUAGUGGGAAAAACUCUCAAUGACCCGUUCAAUGCGGCACCUUUUCAGCCAAGAUGGUCUAAAGGGAAACCAUAA
This is a messenger RNA of Nematolebias whitei (Rio pearlfish), 720 nucleotides long. RefSeq lists its product as uncharacterized. The record is from RefSeq and is a predicted model, not a curated record. Lineage: Eukaryota; Metazoa; Chordata; Actinopteri; Cyprinodontiformes; Rivulidae. The transcript has 2 exons. The coding region runs from base 1 to 720 and encodes 239 amino acids.